Messenger RNA from Syzygium oleosum, 1058 nucleotides. RefSeq names its product serine/threonine protein phosphatase 2A 57 kDa regulatory subunit B' kappa isoform-like. Gene Ontology annotation, molecular function: protein phosphatase regulator activity. The transcript is spliced from 2 exons. The record is from RefSeq and is a predicted model, not a curated record. Gene Ontology annotation, cellular component: protein phosphatase type 2A complex. Gene Ontology annotation, biological process: signal transduction. The coding region runs from base 135 to 608 and encodes 157 amino acids. Lineage: Eukaryota; Viridiplantae; Streptophyta; Magnoliopsida; Myrtales; Myrtaceae.
AGUCAGUGGGUGUGUAUCAUCAACAGCUAACAUACUGUGUUAUUCAGUUUGUGGAAAAAGAUCCGAAAUUGGCCAGUGAAGUGAUCAAGUGCCUAUUGAAAUAUUGGCCCCUGACGAACAGCCAGAAGGAGCUGAUGCUCUUGAGUGAGCUGGAAGAGGUUUUAGAGAUGACUAGUUUGGUUGAAUUCCAAAAGAUCAUGGUCCCACUCUUUCGGCGCAUUGGAUGCUGUCUCAAUAGCUCACAUUACCAGGUAGCAGAACGUGCCCAUUUGCUAUGGAACAAUGAGCACGUCCUUCAUCUGGUCACUCAAAACAGGCAGGUGAUUCUGCCCCUCGUGUUCUCAUCUCUUGAGCAGAACAUACAGAACCAUUGGAACCAAGCUGUGCUCAAAUUCACCAGAAAUCUAAAAAAGAUUUUAACAGAAAUGGACGAAGAACUCGUGUCCGCCUGCCAGCGCAAGCUGGAAGAAGACAACUUAAUGUCGAAUGUUGCAGCCGAGAAGCGAAGAGCGACAUUGGAACGUUUGGAAAACACCACCGCUGUCCAACCUGUAUUCAAUAAUAUCUUCAUUUCAGUCGAACCUGCCACAUGCUCCGUCACCUGCUGAGGGUAUACUCAGUAAGGAAAACUAAUAACGGCAAUCUGACUAGAUUGAGUCAUGUCUGUACAUUUGUUAGGACAAGUUUAAGUUUUUUAGUGGAGUUUGAUCUCUGAGAUGAAUGUAGACCUAAAAAGUGAGCAGUUUUUACUUCCGCAUGGGGGUUUUUGUGUGCGGGAUUGGUGGGAAGGGGAAGCUCUUUCCCUUGAAAUCGUCCAUAGCCAUGGUUCCUCUCGUAUCAGUAUCUUAGGCUCAGGAUGUUUGCUUUUAUUCUUUGGAAGUUGUAUCGGAUGUGCCUGCUAAGAACAUUGACAUCACGCCAUCUUCUUUUUCGGCUGUCUGGUAGGCACAUUUUCGCUGUUUGACAUGGGAAUUCGACAAUGUAUAGUAGAGCUUGUCUUGUCUGGCUACAUUUCCCAUUGUUAUGUUCUUUGAAAGCUGCACUUUGGAUCUUGCAAA